ACGACGGGAGGUACGUUGAGCGCAUGCGUCCGUGGCAGCCUAGAAAAAGGGACUGCUGGCGGGCCGAGCCGAAGACAUGGAGCAGGGCUACGGAGGCUAUGGGGCAUGGAGUGCUGGACCCACCAACACCCAGGGUGCAUAUGGAACUGGUGUGGCCAGCUGGCAAGGUUAUGAAAACUACAAUUAUUAUGGUGCCCAGAACACCAGCGUCACCACCGCAGCAACCUACAGCUACGGCCCAGCCUCCUGGGAAGCCACCAAGGCUGGUGAUGGCCUGGCGCCUGGGGGUCCUGCCAUACAUAUGGCUUCUUACGGCCCAGAGCCAUGCACUGACAAUUCUGACUCACUCAUUGCCAAGAUCAACCAACGUCUAGACAUGAUGUCCAAGGAAGGAAGCAGGGGUGGGAGCAGCACCGGUGGGGAGGGCAUGCAGGACCGGGAGAGUUCCUUCCGCUUCCAGUCAUUUGACUCCUACGACUCCAGGCCUUGUCUGCCUGAGCACAAUCCCUACCGUCCCAGCUAUAGCUACAACUAUGACUUUGACCUGGGACCUGACCGCAAUGGUGGCUUUGGCAGUCAGUACAGUGACUGUCGGGACCCUGCCCGUGAGCCCCGCUCGCUCGAUGGCUUCAUGCGGGGCCGGGAUCAGGGCCGCUUUCAGGACCGGAGCAACGCUGGCACCUUUAUGCGCAGUGACCCCUUCAUGACAUCAGCGGCCUCCUCCCAACCGCUGUCUGCUCCCUGGACAGAGCUGAACUAUGUGGGUGGACGGGGCCUGGGAGGCCCCGCUCCCAGCAGGCCCCCACCUUCCCUCUUCUCCCAGUCUGUGGCCCCCCAGUCCAUGGCCCCCAACUACGGAGUGAUGGGCAUGCAGGGGGCUGGAGGUUAUGAAAACUCUGUGCCCUACAGAUGUGGCCAGUCACAGACCCGGAUGAGGGAUCGGCCCAGGUGGAGAGGGUUUGACCGCUGCGGCCCAGAUGGCAUGGGCAGGAAACGGAAGCAGUUGCAAAUCUAUGAUGAGCCGGAUGCCAAGCAGGCCCGGGCCGACAGCGAAGGAGAUUUUUCCGAGAAUGAUGAUGGAGCUGGUGACUUCCGGUCAGGAGAUGAAGAAUUCAGGGGUGAGGACGAAUUCUUCGAUUCCGGGAGGCAGAGAGAGAAGGAUGACGAGGAUGAUGAAGUGAAGAAGAGGAAGGAAAAGCAAAGGAGAAGAGACAGGAUGCGAGACCGGGCAGCUGACAGGAUUCAAUUUGCCUGUUCCGUGUGCAAAUUUCGUAGCUUUGAAGAUGAAGAAAUCCAGAAGCAUCUGCAAAGCAAAUUCCACAAAGAGACACUGCGGUUUAUAAGUACCAAACUGCCUGACAAGACGGUGGAGUUCCUUCAGGAAUACAUUGUAAACAGGAAUAAGAAGAUUGAGAAGCGACGUCAGGAACUGAUGGAGAAGGAAAGCGCAAAACCAAAACCAGAUCCUUUCAAAGGGAUUGGCCAGGAGCACUUCUUCAAGAAGAUCGAGGCUGCUCACUGCCUGGCUUGCGACAUGCUGAUCCCUGCGCAGCACCAGCUCCUCCAGCGGCACCUGCACUCCGUGGAUCACAAUCACAACCGCCGGUUGGCUGCUGAACAGUUCAAGAAAACAAGUCUCCAUGUGGCUAAGAGUGUUUUGAACAACAGACAUAUAGUGAAGAUGCUGGAAAAAUACCUAAAGGGUGAAGACCCUUUCACCAAUGAAGCCGUUGAUCCAGAAAUCGAAGGAGUUGACAAUUUAGGAGGUGAUGAUAAGGAAGAGACACCUGAGGAGGUGGCCGCAGAAGUGUUAGCUGAGGUGAUUACAGCAGCGGUGAAGGCAGUAGAGGGGGAAGGAGUGCCCACUCCAAAGAGUAUUGAAAUGCCGGCUGAAGGGGAAAGCGCCGUGGACACCGCAGAGGCGACCAGUGGUCCCCAUCCUGAACAGCCGCUGGAGGCAGACACACACUGUGCAAUGGCGUCCGGGAAGGGGGACGCAGACGCAGAGGCCGGAAGUGAAGGUGCCCAGGCUGGGAACAAGGUUGCAGAGGCGGAAGGUGAAGCAGAGGCAGAAGGCACUGUAACAAUCACUGUUCCUGCCCCAGCGGCCCCAGCGGCCCCAGAAGCUGCAGUGGAACAAACUGACGCAGAGUCCAAAGAUGUCACUCCCACAGAAUGAGCCUCCUUUCCCUGUUUCAGGGGAUGUGUUAUAUGAUGCAUUGCUCUUUCUUUGGUUUGUAAGUAGUACUAGGGUGUGUGUUACUGGAAUAUGCUGAAAACAUUUUGGUGAAGAGACCCAGCUCUCUCCUUCAGAAAAACGUACCUCAUGGGCUUGUCUCAGAGUUGUGUGGCUUUCUGCCUUGGUUUGAAAGCUACAGGAGUACAUUCCCCCAAGCAGCUGUGGAAUAAUAAGAGUUGGGCAAUUAGAUUUUGAUACUUUGCUUGUUAAGAAUGCCCUUCCUUUAUUAUUAUUAUUACCAUUUUGUCUGGGAGCAGCUCAUUAUUACUAGGAUAUAUCUUACUUUAUAAAGAUUUUUUUUUUUUUAAGUUUUAAGAAUUUGCUUUGGCUUUAGUUUUUGACCUCUGCUUUUAUAGCUCACUGAAUGGGGUCUGAUUCUCACAAGAUGUAGCAGAAUCUUGUUAACGUGAUCCUCGUCCUGUCACAUCAGUGAACUCUGACCACUGCACCACUGGAAGCACACCCAGUGGCCCCUUAAGACUGAGGACACUUUGCCUAGGGCAUUGUUUCCCAAUCUUUAAUCCUUGGAGAAUUACCUUCAGAAUUGAUCUCCUGUGUUCCACCUCUGCAUUACUUCAGGGCCUUUUCUUUAAAUCAAGUUACUUCCUCUUAAAUAUAUUAAAAAAGAAAACUUGAUGUCCCUCCCAUGAAUGGAAAACCAAUAUAAAUCGCCACAGGUAUGAUGCUAUCUGUAAAAAAUGAAUAAAAUGAAGUAAACAUUUCAUUUUAGAUACUCUUCCUUUGGAGGUUCCUGAGUCUGAGAAAGGAAAGGUAGCAUGUGUUAAAGUGUAGCAAGCACUAGCUACAUGUUCAUAUAACCAAAAGAAUUGGAGGAGACCUACCUUUUAAAAUGGUAUUGCUGGGUCUAUUUCCCUGUAAACUUUUGAACUGUCAAAUUUGAGGGCGCAUUGGCCAGUGGGAAAUUAUUUUAAAAGAGGUAGUAAAAAUAUUUGAUGAGCAUCUACUGUGUACCAGGUGCUAAUUCAUGAUAAAAAUAAGAUAUGAGCACUGCUCUCAAGGAGCCUUACUAGAGAUGUAAGAUGAAUAUUUAUGAAAAAGUCUAUAUUAGAACUAAAUAAACUGUUCAAUAAGCAAGGAAA
Eptesicus fuscus (big brown bat) is the source of this 3339-nucleotide messenger RNA. It is a transcript of the gene AKAP8, whose product is annotated as A-kinase anchoring protein 8. NCBI's taxonomy places the organism in Eukaryota, Metazoa, Chordata, Mammalia, Chiroptera, Vespertilionidae. Bases 77 to 2179 code for a protein of 700 amino acids. The transcript has 14 exons. Gene Ontology annotation, cellular component: nuclear matrix; nucleus. The record is from RefSeq and is a predicted model, not a curated record. Gene Ontology annotation, molecular function: protein kinase A regulatory subunit binding; DNA binding.